Molecule: messenger RNA, 1794 nt
Organism: Morchella sextelata
Lineage: Eukaryota; Fungi; Ascomycota; Pezizomycetes; Pezizales; Morchellaceae
Exons: 1
Coding region: 1-1794 (597 amino acids)
Biological process (GO): regulation of transcription by RNA polymerase II
Cellular component (GO): nucleus
Molecular function (GO): RNA polymerase II cis-regulatory region sequence-specific DNA binding; DNA-binding transcription factor activity, RNA polymerase II-specific
Source: RefSeq, a predicted model, not a curated record
AUGAAGUCUCAGCUAUUUUCCCAGUCUUCGCAGCCGCGAUUAUCACCGCCGCCGCCUCGCCCUCUCCAACUGUUGGCCGAAUGCUCCCUCCGAGAUCUACUUCCCCGAUCUCAUGAUAUUCGUCCCAUACCAUCUGCCGAGAGAGAUAGAGUCCCCUAUUACCAACCAUAUCUUUCUCAGUAUACAAGGCUUAAUUACCAGAACUUUAAUUACGGUGGCCCCGAGAAGCGCAAGUUUUCACAGGCGAUGGACGGGCCAGGACUUCAGCCUAACGGUCUCCACGAUCAGAUACAGCAAGAUCAACAUCAGCAGCAAAAGGAAGUGAAUUCCCUGCCAUGGACAAGUUUGGCAUCUACUACGAAAGAUACAAACGGUGAACAAAAAAGUGGAUUAACUACUCUCAUAUGCGCAGCAGAGUCCUCCCCCGAGGCUUCGACUACAACACCCGAUCCCCGAUCCUCUAUAAUUCCAGCAACUGGAAAGAUAGAACAAAAAGCAACCUCGAUCUGCAGCGCCUCCUCAUCUUGCUGUGAUGACGAUGAUUGUUCCUCGAAAUGCGAGGACGAGGACUGUGACGCUCCUGCAUGCGAAGAUUGCACGGCUUGCGAGAUAGUUCCCCAGUUUUGCGAUUCUGAAUCUUGCCUUGAACAAAGCUCCUCCUGCCCAGAGGAUGCUUCUUGUGUUCAGAAGAUUAUAUGUGCUAAAGAUGACUGCGAGGUCACAAGCUGCCAUCCUUCGGACUGCGUGUUUGGUAAUGGUGACAUCCCGGGGUUCGAUGUCCCUCUAUGGAGCGUGCCGCUAGGAGGAUUUGCGCACCAGCAACCUCAGAAUCACAAUCGUAAUCAAGAUCGGAAUCAGCACCAGAAUCAGCACCAGAGUGGCAGCGUUGAACCAAAUCUUUUGUCUCUGGAUUACGGUAAUCCUGACCAAUUGCAAGAUUUACAACUUCACUACCCUUUACCAGCGCAACAAUUGAUCCAUUAUCCCAUUUCACAACCAAACCUUGCAUCAGAACCCUCGGAAUCAUCUCGCUCCUCAUCUGCAUUCCUUGAACCCUACAAUGAAUUUUCCUCCACUUUCGAUCACGAUUAUGCUGCACCUUCAAAGCGUCGUCGGGUCUCUCAAACUACCCCCAUCACUUCACCCGCUUAUGAGUACCCCUCGAAGCCAAGUACACCGUUCAGUACCGCCGAACCCGUACAAAACUGGCCAAACUACAACCCCACAAACAAUGAAAAUUGGAAUAAUGGAAUGUUAUUCAACACUAAUCCCGCCAACAGCAAUAACUUAAUGGAUCUGAACGACUGUCACUGGGAUGGCUGCAACUUCCAUUUCGCUUCAGAGGUUGACUUUCAGAUGCAUCUAUCCACCCACCUUGGUGAGUUGACUCCAGAACAGUGUUUAUGGGAUGCAUGCGGGACCAGUGUCGAUGGUCUUGAAGAUUUGAAGGAGCAUCUAGCAGUGCAUUUGCUACCGCCGGAUGUAGACUCAUCUACCAGAACCUCCCCUGCACCGACCAUCGAUGACGGGGGGCCGAAGCGGUGCGAGUGGCUGGUCAGUACUGGCAAGAAUGUCAGUAGCAGUGGGGAAGAAGAAUUAGUGAGAUGCGGGAAAACAUUUGCAUCCGCAGAGGAACUGCAAAAACAUGCAAAAGACGAACAUAUUGCCAUACUCAAGAAAAAGACAGGACAUUUCUGCGGAUGGGCAGAUUGCUCCCGGCGGAAUAGGCCAUUUAGUCAAAAAGGAAAGGUUGAGAGACAUUUACAAACACAUACCGGAUGUAGGUUGAAGUGA